CCACACACUCGGCUGUUGAGCGUGUCCUUCCACAGAGUUAGACUCAAUUACAAAAGCAGCAAAAACCUUGCUGCUAUUUGAAUCUUAUAGAGUCAAGGAAAGAGACUCACAGAAAAUGGCGGGUGGCGGAUUUGCGGUUGAUACACCGGCCGGCAGCUUCGACGGCAGGGUGACACUCUCAGUUGUCAUCACUUGCUUUGUUGCUGCAUCCAGUGGCCUCAUUUUUGGAUAUGACAUCGGAGUUUCAGGAGGUGUGACAACAAUGGUACCGUUUCUUGAGAAGUUCUUCCCAGACAUACUGAGGAAGGCAGCUGGUACUAAAGUGAACUUGUACUGUGUGUAUGACAGUCAAGUGCUUACUUUGUUCACGUCUUCUUUGUAUCUGGCUGGCUUGAUGUCGUCGCUCGUUGCAAGCCGAGUCACGGCCGCGCUUGGCCGCAGGAUCACCAUGAUGAUAGGUGGCGCCACCUUCCUUGUCGGCGGUGCUUUCAACGGAGGAGCUGAAAACAUUGCCAUGCUCAUCUUGGGUCGUAUCCUUCUCGGCUUUGGGGUUGGUUUCACUAAUCAGGCAGCUCCACUGUACCUAUCCGAAAUCGCACCACCAAAAUGGCGAGGCGCGUUUAAUGCAGGGUUCCAAUUCUUCUUGUCAAUCGGAGUGGUGGUUGCGGGCUGCAUCAACUACGGCACAGCCAAACACACUUGGGGGUGGCGCGUCUCCCUGGGGAUCGCCAUCGUCCCUGCCGCAGUCAUCACCAUUGGCUCCUUCCUCAUAACCGACACCCCCAACAGUCUUGUCCAACGUGGCAAGAUAGAGCAAGCAAGGAAGGCUCUUCGGCAAGUGAGAGGCUCCGAGACCGACGUGGAACCUGAGCUGAAAGAACUCAUUAGGUGGUCUGAAAUCGCGAAAUCUGUGGAGAAGGAACCGUUUAUGAUGAUAUUUGAGAGGCAGUAUCGCCCUCACUUGGUCAUGGCCUUUUUAAUACCUUCUUUUCAGCAGCUUACUGGUAUCAACAUCGUCGCUUUCUAUUCUCCUAAUCUCUUUCAAUCUGUGGGUUUCGGACAUGAUGCUGCUUUGCUCUCUGCUAUUAUUCUUGGAGUUGUUAACCUUACCUCCAUCCUCUUCUCUACUACUAUUGUUGAUCGCUUCGGUCGAAGGUUCUGUUUUAUUUCUGGUGGCCUUGUCAUGCUUUUUUGUCAGAUUGCGUUGGCUGCAUUGCUAGCUGCGGUGACGGGUGUUCACGGCACAAAGGACAUAUCGAGAGGCAGCGCCGUGAUGGUACUUGUGCUGAUGUGUGUCUACUCCGCCGGCUUCGGGUGGUCGUGGGGGCCUCUAGCGUUCCUGGUUCCAAGUGAGAUCUUCCCAUUGAAGAUCAGAACCACCGGACAGAGCAUAAACAUCGCCAUGGGAUUCCUAACCAUUUCCGUAUUGUCGCAAUCAUUCUUGUCCAUGCUUUGCCACUUCAAGUUCGCCGUCUUCUUGUUCUACGGCGGUUGGAUCGCCAUCAUGACUCUCUUUAUCUUCUUCUUCUUGCCGGAGACCAAACGGAUCCCUCUUGAAUCAAUGUACACCAUUUGGGGCAAGCAUUGGUUUUGGCAUCGCUAUGUUACUAAUGAAGAGUCUCGCCAAUAUGAUAAUAAUAUAUGAAAUGAACCAAGUACUACCAUUGGUAUAAUGUUUCUAAGAAAAAAAUAUAAUGGGGAAAAAGUGCAUCGUAAUUGCUUCUUUCUU
Messenger RNA from Arachis ipaensis, 1729 nucleotides. Its product is annotated as Major facilitator superfamily protein. Gene Ontology annotation, molecular function: monosaccharide transmembrane transporter activity. Gene Ontology annotation, cellular component: membrane. Gene Ontology annotation, biological process: monosaccharide transmembrane transport. NCBI's taxonomy places the organism in Eukaryota, Viridiplantae, Streptophyta, Magnoliopsida, Fabales, Fabaceae. The record is from RefSeq and is a predicted model, not a curated record.